Lemur catta (Ring-tailed lemur) is the source of this 1991-nucleotide messenger RNA. It is a transcript of the gene SKA1, whose product is annotated as spindle and kinetochore associated complex subunit 1. NCBI's taxonomy places the organism in Eukaryota, Metazoa, Chordata, Mammalia, Primates, Lemuridae. Gene Ontology annotation, molecular function: microtubule binding. Gene Ontology annotation, cellular component: mitotic spindle; spindle microtubule; outer kinetochore. Gene Ontology annotation, biological process: chromosome segregation; regulation of microtubule polymerization or depolymerization; cell division. The record is from RefSeq and is a predicted model, not a curated record. The coding region runs from base 142 to 906 and encodes 254 amino acids. The transcript has 7 exons.
CAUUGCUUGGGGCGUUGGGGGCCGCGGGCCGUGCCGGGCGGCGCGGAGGACAGGACUUGACGUUCCUCCGCUCUGUUUAGCUGCGGUGGCCGCUUUAGACCCGCUCCUUCUCACGCUCAGUGAACAGCAAAGGCUUGAAGGAUGGCCUCAGAUCUGGAGCAGUUAUGCUCUCAUGUUAAUGAAAAGAUUGGCAAUAUUAAGAAAACUCUGUCAUUAAGAAACUGUGGUCAAGAACCUACUUUGAAGACUAUAUUAAAUAAAAUAGGAGAUGAGAUCAUUGUAGUAAAUGAACUUCUAAAUAAAUUGGAAUUGGAAAUUCAGUAUCAAGAACAAACCAACAUUUCACUCAAGGAACUCUGUGAGUCUCUUGAAGAAGAUUACAAAGAUGUGAAACAUCUGGAAGAAAAUAUUCCCUCCCAUUUGCCUCCAGUAACAGUAACCCAAAGCUUUGAGAAGGUGUCAGAUGCUGACUCUGAAGAACCACUCAAAGUUGAGGAACCUGCACCCAUAAAGAAGCCCCCAAAAGAACAAAGAAGUAUUAAAGAAAUGCCGUUUAUAACUUGUGAUGAGUUUAAUGGUAUUCCUGCGUACAUGAAAUCCCGUUUAACCUAUUGUAAAAUUAAUGAAGUUAUUAAAGAAAUCAACAAGGCAGUAAUUAGUAAAUAUAAGAUUGUACAUCAACCAAAAAAGUCUAUGAAUUCUGUGGCCAGAAAUCUCUAUCAUAGAUUUAUGGAUGAAGAAACGAAAGAUACCAAAGGUCAUUAUUUUAUAGUGGAAGCUGACAUAAAGGAGUUCACGACUUUGAAAGUAGACAAGAAGUUUCAUGUGUUUCUGAAUAUCUUACGACACUGCCGGAGGCUGUCAGAGGUCCGAGGGGGAGGACUUACCCGUUAUGUUAUAACCUGAGCCCCUGGUGAGCUUUUGAACAGACCAACAGUAGGGUAUAGAGGCUAUUCCUAAAGUUUUCUUAUAUACAAUUUCUUUAGCUUUUUCAUUUUCUGUUUUUGUUUCUUUUUUGAAUAAAGCUUAUAUAUUUUCAAGAUUCACUUCCUUUCAGCAAAUAUUAGUCACCUGCCAUAUAAGCCUCUGUACUAGGCAUAUAAACAAACUAAAAAAUGCUCAUAUCUAGUUUUUGUGUUUAGUGGACAGUGCUACAGACCCCAUAAGAUGGGUACAGACGUGACACUGGAAGGAAAAGGUCAAGAAGAUACAGUCAAGGAUACAUAGGCCCUUUGGAAUUAAAGGUCACUAGGGUCUAGAUUCCAUAGAUGGCAUUUCAGUGUAUAAGGCAUGGUAGAUUAUUAGCUCAGUCUCCAGCUGCUCUCCUAUCUGUGUCAUCAUAGCAAGUUAUCAAACCUGAGGAGGGGGUUGUGGGAAUCCCCGUUUGCAGCCAAGUUGGACAGAAGUGUGGGUAACCUGGGUAUGCACUAGUUGUGAUUGGUGUGUGAAGUAGCAUGCAGCCUUGUGAGACUGAGCCCUUCAUCUGUGGGGUCUGCACUACCUCCAGGUAGUUAGUGUCAUAAUUUUGUAGGCUACCCAGCUGGCGUCCAGAGAGUUGGAGAAUUGGUUGGUAUGGGGUAUAAACCUCACACGUUUAGUGUCAGGAGUAGUAUGUGAAUAUCGGUAUAGAAGAAAACAGAGCUUUUGCUUUUCAGAUAAAAAAGAUGAUGCAGUAACAUGUGAGGGCAGGUUGAUAGUAGUCAUGAAACAUGGGUUAUUGGAUUGUAAAACCUUAGCCAUGUUUCUCUUCUGCAACUGGGGAAACUGCUCUACCUAUGUCUGUGCCAUCUGCUUGGCAUGCUUGUCCCUGUAGCAGAGAAUGAAAGCGUCUCACCAGACUUUGUGGCCUGGUUAACACCCUCACUGUAAGGACCACAGGGUACCUUACAGGCACUGCAUAUUUACUGUUAUCCUUUUUUCUCAAUUUAAAUGCAGGGGUGUUUAAUUUUUUAUGCCUCAAAUUAAAAUAAUGGCAUUAUCUUUUAUUUUGU